AUGAGCGCUGGGGCGGUUUAUGCUCCUGCUGCAGCCAGGGACGUUGGACACGGCGGGGAGGGACCUCACCGGGGCUGCCCCCGCCGGAAAGCCGAGGGCUGGAUUCACGUCGGGGACUGGCUGACAAAAUUUGGGUAUCUGCCUCCUCCGGAUCCUGUCACAGGACAACUGCAGACGCAGGAGGAGCUCACCAAGGCCAUCACUGCCAUGCAGCGGUUUGGGGGGCUCGAGGCGACGGGGGUCCUAGACGAAGCCACGCUGGAGCUGAUGAAGACCCCUCGCUGCUCUCUGCCCGACCUCGCCAUCACAGAGAGCAGGAGGAAGCGAUUCACGCAGGCUGUCACCAAGUGGAGCAAAAGGAACUUGUCUUGGAGAGUUCGCACCUUCCCAAAAGAGUCCCACCUGGGCCAUGACACAGUCCGAGCCCUGAUGUACUACGCCCUGAAGGUCUGGAGUGACAUUACCCCUCUGAAUUUCCAUGAAGUGGCAGGUAACAAUGCCGACAUCCAGAUAGACUUCUCCAAGGCAGAUCACAAUGACGGCUAUCCCUUCGAUGGGCCUGGUGGGACAGUGGCACAUGCUUUCUUCCCUGGAGACCAUCACACGGCAGGAGACACUCAUUUUGAUGACGACGAGUAUUGGACCUUCCGAUCAUCAGACGCUCAUGGGAUGGACUUAUUUGCUGUAGCUGUCCACGAGUUUGGCCAUGCCAUUGGCUUGACCCACAUCUCUGCCAUAGAGUCUAUCAUGAGACCCUACUACCAAGGUCCAGUGGGGGAUCCUCUGAAGUAUGACCUACCUUAUGAGGACAAAGUCCGAAUCUGGCAACUCUACGGAGUCAGGGAAUCUGUGUCCCCCACAGCCAAGCCUGAAGUAAGCAAAACCGAUGACCAUCCUAUCCUGCCAGAGCUGCCAGAGAACCGCUCCACUGUCCCGCUCAGGCGGGACGUGCCCAACAGAUGCAACACUCACUUUGACGCGGUGGCCCAGAUCAGGGGAGAGGCUUUCUUCUUCAAAGGCAAGUACUUCUGGAGACUGACUCGCAAUAAGCACUUGGUCUCCCUCCAGCCGGCUCAGAUCCACCGUUUCUGGCGAGGCUUGCCGCUCAACCUGGACAGCCUGGACGCCGUCUAUGAGAGAACCAGCGACCACAAGAUCGUCUUCUUCAAAGGAGACAGAUACUGGGUCUUCAAAGACAAUAACGUGGAGGAAGGAUAUCCACGGCCGAUCUCAGACUUCGGUCUGCCACCGGGAGGAAUCGAUGCCGCUUUCUCCUGGGCCCACAAUGACAAGACUUAUUUCUUUAAGGACAAUCUCUACUGGUGCUACGACGACCAUGAGCGGAGGAUGGAUCCUGGGUACCCUUCAGAGACCAUCCUGUGGAAGGGAAUACCAAGCCCUUUAGAUGAUGCCAUGAGAUGGUCAGAUGGUGCGAGUUACUUCUUCAGGGGCAAGGAGUACUGGAAAGUGCUGGACAGUGACCUGGAAGCCCAGCCUGGUUAUCCCCAGUCCAUCGCUAGAGACUGGCUGGUGUGCAGCGACAUGCAGUCUGACUCUCCAGAAGCAGCUGGGAGCAGCAGGACUGGGGCACGCUCCAAACCAGGGCAGCACGACGAGAGCCGCUCAGAAAACGGCUACGAGGUCUGCUCCUGCACCUCGGCCUCCCCGUCCCUCCGGCCUUGCCCCGUGCUCAGACUGUCAUCCAGCCUCAUGCUGACGAGCCUGUGGACAGCAACGCUGCUGUGUGCAGCCCUAUGA
This is a messenger RNA of Haliaeetus leucocephalus (bald eagle), 1758 nucleotides long. RefSeq names its product matrix metallopeptidase 17 (membrane-inserted) (gene MMP17). The record is from RefSeq and is a predicted model, not a curated record. Gene Ontology annotation, molecular function: metalloendopeptidase activity; zinc ion binding. Bases 1 to 1758 code for a protein of 585 amino acids. Gene Ontology annotation, cellular component: extracellular matrix. The transcript is spliced from 10 exons. NCBI's taxonomy places the organism in Eukaryota, Metazoa, Chordata, Aves, Accipitriformes, Accipitridae. Gene Ontology annotation, biological process: extracellular matrix organization; proteolysis; collagen catabolic process.